GUUGGAUUCUAAUUCUAACAUCUAAUAAUUCUGACAUGUUACAAUUCCUAAAAACUCUUGUUAAAGGCUCCUCUUAAUAUUUCGUCCAAUAUAAAAUGUUUUUAACACAACGGCCUCAUAUUUUAUUAAUUCUAUUUUUAGACGGUAGGCCGACUAUUUAAAAUCGCAUACCUGAGUAAAAGUUGUACCAUUUCGAUUUUAGCAUCAAAUAUUAUAUAAUAAAAUAUAAACGUUUCUUUUCUUUGAAUAAAAGCUAGCGGACUGUGCUUAAUAUACUAUUGAAAAUUUACCUUUACUCGUCUUAACUGUUCAAGAAUAUUUUAGAAUCAUUCUUGUUUUUGUGGCCGUGGAUUGCUCGAGUAAUGCUAGGUUGAUCUGUAGUUUCGUUAACUAGUUUGGCGUGUUACUUUUUAGUCAAGGCCGUUCAUUCCAUACACAUUCAUAUCUACACAGGAUCCAUUCACAUAACGUGCAUUUCACUCAACAUGUUAACAUUGAAUUAUUAUGAUUACAGUACGUCGAAAUGUAAAGCAUUUAGUGCACGAUACACGUGCAAAGUCAAAAUAGUCAUCAUCGCACACAACGUGUCAAUUAGAGAAUAAGCCUCUUUGAAACUUGAACGUGUAGAUCAGCAGACUAAAGGUGUCCUCCUAAGAGUUGGAACUUGGCAACGAGUGCAUAGGAGUAUGGCAAAGUGCACAGUUUUGUCACCAAUACAUUUUGUGACCAUAGUCAAGCGCCGACUUGCUACGAAAAAUAGGCAAAAAGCAGCGGCACUUCGGGCCUAUGAAAAACAGUGUGAAAUAAUCCAACAAGUCAAUGAGACGGAAAGUACGAUCUCAGGGAUGGCUAAAUCACAAGCUGAUCUCUGCGCCACAAAAAGCUUCGAUAAUUCGGAGAAUGCUUUUAUUGAGAACGUGGAAGAGGCAAGUUGCGAUGGUCCACGUUGUGGCCUCCCAACGACUACAUCUCACUCAACUAUAACAUCUGUGUACCGUCGAAAUCGCAGAAGGCCUUCUUCAGGUUUUUUAUUCAACUGUCGCUUUCGUACGCUACCGAUGUGCCGGAGAAACCUUAAAAACAGUUUCUGGCCUAGCCGAAAGCGUGGAGUCUGUGCCAGGUCCAACAAUAAUAGCUUCGCAAAGAAGAAAGAACGAACGCUCAAAAGAGUGACCCUGCUCGUUACGCUUCUCCCGCUAUUACAAGAAACAUUAUCUCUCUUCGAUGAUCUUUACUGUACUGCCAUCAAUUGUGCCAGCAAAGUAGAGACUGUGAUAUCAUCGAUGACUAACUGUAUUCCUAGCCAUAUUGCGUUCAUGCUCACCGUUGUGGCGAUUAUUAAGUUCGAAGUGGUAUUAGAAUACCUGUUCUGUGGAUCGAUUCUUGCCUUGUGGCUACACCCCCCACGAAUCUUCGGUACCCCUUGCCAUCUGCGUCGUUUGCCGGCCAUUUCUGCUAGGAUGUGCCAGGUCUUCCAAGGAUCUGUCCGUGGCGCUAUGAUAUUUCUUAGUCUUUUGUCCUUUCACGGAGGCGUUUCGUCAUUGGUAAUAUGGGCAACUUUUGUAAUAGUGUGCAGUGCUGUCCAAGUUGUUGGAUUUUCGUGGACCAUGAAAUUGGCUUGUGCAGGCAUUCUUAUUCUUUACAAUCGAAGGACCGAUUGGUGUCGCCAGUUUAGCCUUCAUUGUGUUCAAGCCCUGCAGAGGGUGCCUGGGAUAGAAUUCUAUAGGACUAAAAUCGCAAGCUAACAUAUUUUAGAUCCAAAAAUGCUCAAUCAAAAUAAAAUAGCUUUAAUUUGACCGUAAACGUUAUGCCAUUAAAAGCCUAUUCUUCUAGGAUCUAUGAGAAUCGUGGCUGCGUAAUGCCUAGUACCUGGACGAAUGAAGCAUACUGUUUAAACGUGAAACUUAUAUCAGGAUGAAAUUCCAGUUUUGAACUAUAGUCUGAAAUAUUAUAAAAAUGACUGUGUUUACACACGUUUCGAGAAAUA
Molecule: messenger RNA, 1987 nt
Organism: Varroa destructor (honeybee mite)
Lineage: Eukaryota; Metazoa; Arthropoda; Arachnida; Mesostigmata; Varroidae
Product: solute carrier family 35 member F6-like
Biological process (GO): transmembrane transport
Cellular component (GO): intracellular membrane-bounded organelle; membrane
Molecular function (GO): transmembrane transporter activity
Source: RefSeq, a predicted model, not a curated record